CACAUUCGCUUCGCCUGACAUCAGGCGUGGGCAGUGGCUUCGUGUGCGAGGAGGACCACUAAGAAAACAACGGCGUCGGAUACCAGCCUGUGCAGAGCCAAGCCCGGCUACGACCAGCACCCUUGCGCCACCUCAAUUCACGAUUUCAAUUUCAACCACACUCGUCCAAGGGCAAAACUCCCACCAUCGUUUUCUCGACUCACAACUUAUGCGGCCGCACACGACGAAUUGUCUCCAAUCGCUCUAUCCGUUCUAGCCUGCAACCAAGAUCCCUCGCUCUGGCGGUCUGGUAGUCUAGCUUCGGUUGGUUACUGUGACGUCAAAGAGUCCACCCUCGACCGCCUCGAGCGCUACACGCUCACCAACCCUCCAAUAUGGUUGGCCCUCACAGCUCUUCCAAGGGCCGGUCAGAAUGGUUUGACAUCGAGGACGAUGACUUCGACGACCUCGCCAACUCGUCGCCAUUCUUUACACAACCAACACAGCCAGCGAAUCGCACUGGUGCGCACACCACGCAGCCAACGCAAAUCUUGGACAGGGCGGCGCAUGUUACCCAGCCCACACAGAUUGUGGGCAAGACGGACCAUACAACGCAGCCGACGCAGUUGCUAGAUCGCAAGGUCAUCCGCGAAUCGUCGCCAGUCGUGCCGAGCUCCCCCAGCGUGGUCGAAGUUCCGGCAUCCUCGCCCUUCCAACCGAAGACGACACCACCAAAUCAUGGCUCGAACGCGGCUCGCCCAUCAAUUGCCUCAGGCAGGAUAGCCUCCCUUAUGGCGCCAGCGGGCACAGCAUUCAGGGCACCAGCAGCGCCUGCGCCUGCGCCGACCCGUGCACCGGCGAGCCGGCAAUAUCUCGAAUUGUCCGACGACGAGAUCGCGAAGGACUACAAGCAUCAGGACAGCUCUGAUGACGAAGUCACCCCCAUGCGGGGAGACAUUCGUCCGUCCUUUGUCAAACGGGAUAGCGGAGUAGCUCAACCAGUCGUCGCAAGGCCCGUUGCUGCCAAGCCGCCUCCCAAGGACAUCUCGCUAAAUGAUAUUCCUAAUUUACGACUUCGUUACCUGACCAAGGAGGUCUUUCGAGCCGUGCACAAGGCAAGACCAAACAUUACCCUGCAAGCUUGCAAGGACGCCGUCCAGAAAGGAGGCUGGCAGGUCAAUGCAGCUGUCCAGUCCAUUAUUGGGACCUCCGGGUCAAAACCCGCACCAGUCUCAAGGAGCAAUAGCCAAUCUACCAACGAUGAAGGCAGUCAACCCGCAAGUGCAAAGAGCUCGUUCCAGUCCACCAUCUCUCAGUUUGCAUACAGCAAUAAGCCUAGCUCAACCACCACGCCGAGCAGCGAGUCGACCCUGUCGGCACCUCCUCGACGUCGCCUCAUGCAAGGCCGUAGGCAGCGCUCGCCUUCUCCGGCACAGGUCUUUUCUGUCUCGUCCUCGGCAACCUCGCCGCCUAGCAGUCCGGAUCAGACUUCUGCCGACCAACCUCAAGAACGUGCCAAGCCGGUCGCACCCAAACGACGACUGAUGCGCGGAAUCAAGUCGAAGGGCCAGUCUGCCAAGGUCGUCACCGUCGACUCAGAUUCGGAUCCAGUCGCUGCCAAAGUCACGUUGCCCUCACGGAAGCGCAAGGCUGAGCACGAUGCAGAGGCUUCUGAGGAUGAGCUUUCCAGAGCCGUUGCAGAUGACUCUAAUAGCGACGUCCUUGUGGUGAAUCCCAACGAGCAAAAAGUCCUCAAUUAUCUCAACUCUUGCUCAGCCGAAGAGCUGGGCCGCAUGACCGGCUUGCCAAACGAUGCCAGGCUGAUGGUUGAGGCUGCCCCUUUUAAGAGCCUGGACGCUGCCGAGAGAGUAUCCCGCAAAGACAAGCCGAAGUCCUCCCGGUCGAAGAAUGCCCGUACAGAGAUUGGCUCCCUUAUCGUUGAGAAGCUGUCGUCAUGGUUCGAAGCAUUUGAUGCUGCGGCUGUCGUCAUUAAGAAGUGCGAAGACCGCGGCGCCCAGCUGCAGGCGGCCAUGGCAAACUGGCCCAUGGACAGAAACGGCCGGAUGCGGUGUUCUCCCGGCCCAGAUGGGGAAGACUGCUCUGCUAUCAUGAUGCAGCAAAUGCCAGUUCCCACUCAGCCUGCGUUGAUGGAUGCCGAUGUGGUCAAGCUCAAGUCAUACCAGCUGCUCGGCCUCAACUGGAUGCAUCUACUGCACCAAAAUGGGUUCAGCGGCAUUCUGGCCGACGAUAUGGGCCUGGGAAAGACUUGCCAGGUCAUUUCAUUCAUCGCUCAUCUUGUCGGAACAUAUGACGAACAUGGCGGAGCGACGCGGCCUUGGCCAAACUUGAUCGUGGUACCACCCAGCACGUACGAGAACUGGAUCAACGAGUUUGAGCGCUUUGCGCCUGACAUCAGCCUCUUCCUGUACUCCGGAGCAGAGCGCCGCGAUACCGAACCUGAGGAUGUGCAGGAUUAUCACGUCGUCCUCACGACUUAUACUCAGAUCGAGCGGAAAGUCGAAGACUUGCAUUGGUUGCAGGGCCUGGAGCCGUACGCUGCCAUCUUUGAUGAGGGUCACAAGCUUAAGAACCCCAACACGAACGUCUAUAAGCAGCUUAAGAGGGUUCCAAUGGAAUGGCGGCUCAUUCUCAGUGGCACACCUGUGCAGAACAACCUGAAGGAACUGUUGUCGAUCUUGAGUUUUGUUGAGCCUAAUCUGUUCACGGAGAACGACUUUGGCCGCCUCAAGACCAUCUUCGAUGCCAAGGUCUUGAACAAGGACGUACACAACUUCGCUGCUCUCGCGAAGGAACGGGUUGGCAAUGCGCGGACAAUCAUGGCUCCUUUCAUUCUUCAGCGACGCAAGGCCGAUGUGCUCGAACUGGCACAGAAGACUGAGCGCAACGAGAUUGUGGGCAUGCAUCCCACGCAGAAAGCAAUCUACGACGAGAUCAAGGGGAGAUAUCUUAUUCCCAAAGGCACUGCCAAGAAAUCCGCAAUCAAGGAGUCGAAUCCAUGGAUGCAGCUGCGGAAGGCUGCUAUCCACCAUCAGCUCUUUAGAACACAUUUCACCGACGAGCGCGUCGAGAAAAUGGUCGACAUUCUGUGGCAGAAGUGUACCGAGGAGGAGUUGUGCAUUCAGAGCAAGGCCGAUCGGCAUAGGAAGCUCCUGCUCGAGGACUUUAUGGCCAAAUCCGACUUCCAGCUCCACCUGUGGUGCAAGGACUUCCCUAAGUACAUUGGAAAGUUUGAUAUUCCUGAUCGAUCUUGGGAAGAAAGUCCCAAGGUCAAGAAGCUGCUCGAACUGGUCCGUGGCUAUAUCGAGACCGGCGACCGCGUCCUCGUCUUCAGCCGGUUCGAGAUGGUCAUCGACAUCCUCCGCGAGACAUUUCACGGCUGCGAUAUCCCAUACUGCGAGCUCUCGGGUCGUACCUUGACGUCUGAUCGGUUCCCCGAGAUCCAAAAGUUCAAUGAGAACCCAGGCAUUCCCGUAUUCCUACUUACUACGGGCGCUGGCGGCACCGGACUUAAUCUGACGGCAGCCAACAAGAUCAUCCUGUUUGACCAGUCCGACAAUCCGCAGGAAGAUGUGCAGGCGUCAAACCGUGCGCACCGCAUCGGCCAGACACGUGACGUCGAGGUAAUCCGCCUCAUCACGGAGAACACAGUCGAGGGCCUGGUGUACAACUCGUGCGUGAAGAAGCUUAUGCUGGCGGCGUGUGUCGAGGGCCAGUACGGGGCGGGCAUGGACGAUGACGACAGCGAGGAGUCGAUUGAGGAGCAGUGCCGCAAGCUCAUGCUGCUUGAGAGCGCGGCCGAGGGCGAAGUCCGGUCGUCGCAGCUGUAGCAGGAGCUUCUCUUGCUCGUUGGACGUUGUGUGGUUCGUGGCGAGACGGCCUGGGUCUGUUUCUUGUCUUCAGUAUUCCUAAGUAUGUUUCUUGGGGCUGUUUUGUUUGUUAGCAUGGCGGCUGCGUCGAUUGGAUAUUCUUUUUCCCCCUCGUUUUAUUAUGGGCCACGCUCGGCCAGCGGCUGCGUUGCCAUCAGUUAUGUGGUUUUGGUCUAGAACUCGUGUCUUUGGGUUUUUCUGUUUAAUCCUUGGACUAGGCUGAGUCUUCUGGAUCACGGCACGGUCUUGUAUCUGAAACGAGGUUUAUCAUGGCGUGCUACGUAUGCUUGGACGGAUGGAGUCGACUGUAGGCGAUUGUUAUGAGCGAGCAGUCGUAGUAGACCAUAUGUUUAGACCGAGACGAAGCGCACGUCAUCCAACUCUGGAUGCCGAGUGUUGAGAAAGAGUACAAGAGAUAACCCCUUAUCUUCCUUUCAC
Molecule: messenger RNA, 4304 nt
Organism: Microdochium trichocladiopsis
Lineage: Eukaryota; Fungi; Ascomycota; Sordariomycetes; Xylariales; Microdochiaceae
Product: SNF2 family N-terminal domain-containing protein
Exons: 1
Coding region: 375-3827 (1150 amino acids)
Cellular component (GO): nucleus
Molecular function (GO): ATP-dependent chromatin remodeler activity; ATP binding; DNA binding
Source: RefSeq, a predicted model, not a curated record